AUGGCGGGGGCCUUGGAGCAUGGCGUGGCUGCAGUGCUUGCAGUGCUUGCAGUGCUUGCAGUGCUUUACAGUGAGCUGUGCUGGGCUGUGAGCUGUGCUAAGGCUCAAACGGAGCUGCGACUGGAUGGCCUUGGGAUCCGGAAGAUUGCAGAGAUUCCGCCAGAAAUCAAGGUUCUUUCAAUCAGCAGCAACCGUUUGAAGAACCUAGGUUCUAUUGUGGAAUGCCUGACGCUCGUGGAGGUGAACUUAGCGGCCAACAAGCUAGACGAAGCUGCAUUGGCGCCCUUAGCUGCACUGCCUGCCCUUCGGGUCCUCAACAUUUCAAGGAAUCAUGUCCGAGACCUUUCUCCUUUGGUCUCAGCUCCUGCGCUCGCUUCACAGGGGCACGCUUUCCCUGCACUCGAGGAGCUUAAUAUUUCCUCCAACCCUCUGAACGAUGUGACUGCUACAAUGUCGCUGCAAGUGCUGCGCGUUUUGACAGCAGCAAGCCUGGCCGCAACCGCCCUUCAAUGUGUUCAUUGCAGCCUGGAGGUGAUUGAUCUCCGGAGCUGUUGCUUGCAGUCAGUAUCUGGUCUACAGGCGUUGCCCUACCUGACCGAGUUAAUUCUCGAUGGCAAUGCAUUGCUCAGCUGCAAGGAUGUGGCAGUGCAUCCUUCGCUCCAGGCCCUGAGAUUAUCGCACAAUGCCAUUGGCGACAUAUCGGCUGUGCAAUUGCCCUUUUUGACAGAGCUAGAUUUGGCAUCCAACAGCCUUUCUCAGGCCUUCAAUCUUGCUGGAGCUCCUCGACUAGUUUCUUUGGUCCUUCGCACCAAUCAGCUCACUUCGCUAGUUCAGCUUUCAGCUCUGCGCUGUCUCACCUUCUUGGACGCCUCUCAUAACAAGAUCCGUGCCCUGGAGCCAUCGUUGCGCUGGACCCUGCGACCCUUACGUGUUUUGCUUUUAAAUGGCCAUCACCCCAGAGGCUAA
Molecule: messenger RNA, 966 nt
Organism: Cladocopium goreaui
Lineage: Eukaryota; Dinophyceae; Suessiales; Symbiodiniaceae
Source: the annotation of a GenBank genome assembly